Pomacea canaliculata is the source of this 2627-nucleotide messenger RNA. Its product is annotated as BTB/POZ domain-containing protein 6-B-like. Gene Ontology annotation, molecular function: protein binding. The transcript is spliced from 3 exons. Gene Ontology annotation, biological process: neurogenesis. The record is from RefSeq and is a predicted model, not a curated record. The coding region runs from base 966 to 2015 and encodes 349 amino acids. Gene Ontology annotation, cellular component: cytosol. Lineage: Eukaryota; Metazoa; Mollusca; Gastropoda; Architaenioglossa; Ampullariidae.
UCUCAUCGUCACAGUCAUCCGUCAUAAUUAAGGAUCAUUGGCCGCUCCUCAGAGAGUGAUAACCGUUCACGUGACGUCACAAGCCGUUAUGUCGGACUCUCACGUGGAGCUAAGGUAAUGUGACGAAGGUAAAGGUUAUCACGACUGACAGCACUUGUAAACAUCGCGAGGCGCCAGCCACUUCCGACAGACCUCAUCAGCGUUAUCUUCAAGGUCUCUGAGCGAGACUGGCCAGCAACAACAAUCGCAGUUUUAACUGGUGUUGACAAACAUCUGCAGCAUCCAUUCAUUAAUUUACGUACUUUGAGUUUGGAAGACUUGUGGAGGGAGCUAAUCCAGUUUAAGACUUCGGAGUAGAGUUGGAAAGUUAUUUAAAAGAUGGAAGUCUUCAGCUUCCGCUUAAAACCGUUGACAUCGCAGCCUGGUUCACCGGUUUCGGGGAAAUGUUCCAGCGUUUGCAGAGGUUCGCUGGCCACCGGAGUGUAUCAGCCGCCGAACGAAGUGAAGAAGGGUGGGAAGAAAAGUAAUUAGGAGCACAGUGGAGGUAAAGACACCCCAGUCAGUUGGAGGUUGAUAGGCAGGCAGUGAAGAAAGAGAAACAGUUUAGUGACGGCGAUCAGUCAUGCGCUUGGAGCUUCAUACGGGUAGCAGCCUUCUGAACGGGUGGAGGGUACGGAGGUGUGGCAACAGGGAGGUCAGCAGAGUAAGAGACAUCAAGGUUGACGGCGACAUCAGCAACCAAAAAGCGUUUGACGGUGAAGAGGUGGCGAGAUGAAAACACAAAAACGAGUUUUACCCAGGAGGAUCAUUGGAGAGAGUGACUGACGCCAAGGCUCAUGUUCUGGACAAAGAAAGUGUUUUCUCAUACCCGGAUUCUGCUGGUUAUGCAGUGACCUUUGACAGCAGACAUCAAAGCAUUGCUGUCAGGUCAUCAGUAACGGCAUCGUGAUCGAAAAUUCCGUGCCAUGGAAAUGAGAGACUGGCAAGCUCAUCUGUCUGCUCUGGAGUGCAACCACCACAUGUUCGAGAACCAGAUCCACUGUGACGUCAACUUUCGCGUGGGGUCACGUGGGCAGGUGUUGGGCGCCCACCGGUACGUACUGGAGUCUCGUAGUGACGUCUUCACCGUCAUGUUCCACGGACCGCUGGCAGAGACUGGCAUCAUCGAUGUUCCAGAAGUGGAGUUUGACGACUUUAAGGAAUUCCUCAGGUUCUUGUACACCGACGACGGCCCCAUCGACGCCGACAACGUGCUGGUGCUGCUGUACCUGGCCAAGAAGUACAACGUGGACACACUGGUGCGGCGCUGCGUGGCCUUCCUGGGCGACAGCCUGUGCGCGGAGACCGCGUGCUUCCUGAUGGAGCAGGGCCACAUCUUCAGCGAGGAGGGUCUGCGGCUGAAGGCGCUGAACUACAUCUGCGAGCACGCGCGCGUCGUGCUCAACGGACCGCACGUGCACGACAUCUGCAACCGCUGCCUGGCCAGCGUCUUCCGCAGCGACCUGCUGCGUGCACCCGAGGUGGAGGUGUACGAGUGUGCCCUGCGCUGGGCGGCGGCGGAAUGCGAGCGGCGCGGACGCGCGGACAGCGGCUGGGACCGCCGCACGGUCCUGGGGGCCAGCUUCAGCUACAUCCGCUUCCCUUUGCUGCCGGCGAGAUACUUCCUCGAUCACGUGAUGCGUUACGACAUUCUGACGCUGCGAGAGAAGCUGGAGUUGACGCGCUUCUUCCUCGACAGCGACAAGUACCCGCUGCAGACCUUCUCCGUCCGCCCUCGAGCCUUCAAGGACCCUCCGCCUCUGAUCCCCAAAAAGAAGGCGCCGAUGCACCCGGAGACCGGCAGCUCAUCCUCCACGGCCCAGCAGCAGCCACGUGGCGGGUGGCAGGCAGGUGAACAGGCGCAGUUCCUGGCCGGCACCGUCAACGAUGUGCGGCGGAGGUUGUCGGCGCGGCAGCGGGGCAUCACGCGCGGCAUCAGCUUCGCCGCGCGACUGAGCAUCUUCGAAAGUUUAUAACGUGGUGAGCUGUUGACCGCACGAACCGACCCCAGACCAAUGCUGCCUUUCCUUUAAUUUGUGUGUUGUUUGGGAGCAGCAAAUCCCCAGGUUAAUUAAUUUCCACGGCUUCGUGCAAUUUGUGAUUUCGGUGGCUGUUGGACCCACGGCAGCGUGGAGACUUCUUCAACAGGUGCUGCAGUCAUGGCGCGGACUCAAAGUCCCUACACUACAUACCUGAAAAUGAAAUUUGAGGCUCGGAUCGAUUUUGAUGCUGUCGCAGACAGGUUGUUGACAUCUGUGAAAGUAUUGAAAACAUCUUCCCAUUUUUUCUGGAGAUGGAGAGUGAAUCAUCAGUCUUGAGUAAAGCAUCGGUGGAUCGAACUAGACACAGCCUGGCUUGACUGAUCACUGCUCAUCAAGACUUGUAUGAAGGUCUGCUCCCUCAUUACAUUGGCCCACGUUGAGAUUUUCUGCCACUUCCUUCCUGUCUCAAUUAGUCGUUUGCAAGAAGUGGAUACCCUUUAAUCGGCCUAGCUGCUGAUCAGUUAUGAGAAAUCCAAAUGCGCGUGUGUGUCUGUGUGUUGAUAGAUAAGCCAGUGUACAUGAGCUGUUCAGAUCCUGUCUGUGUGU